AUGGGUAGUCUCGGAGAUACCCUCCCAUCGCCUAAGAAGUAUAACACCGAACUCACGGACUACUCCGUUACACACGGUGACAAAACAGGUCCUUAUGCUGAGAACCUCGAGGUUGAUGCCUUGGUAGUCGGUGCCGGGUUUGCCGGCAUAUUCAUGCUCAAGACCCUGCGCGACCGGGGUCUCAAAACCGUCAUAUUCGAAGCCGGCAACGACACUGGCGGCACCUGGCGCUGGAACUGCUACCCCGGCGCAGGGGUGGACUCGGAAGUGCCGGAGUACGAGUUCAGCUGGCCCGAGGUGUACAACACGUGGAACUGGCCGAACAACUACCCCGACUACAAGAACCUGCGGGAUUACUUUGAUCAUGUGGACAGGGUGAUUGGAGUGAAGAAGGACUGCGCGUUUAACACGGUUGUUGUUGGGGCGCGGUUUGAUACGGAUGCUGGCAGGUGGAAUGUUGAUACGGCUGAUGGGAGGGUUACUAGGGCUAAGUAUCUUGUGCUGGGGACUGGAUUUGCUGCAAAACGGUAUAUCCCCCCAUGGCCGGGCAUGGACAAAUUCAAAGGAACAGUCCACCACUCCUCCUUCUGGCCGGACACCGACGUCCCCGUUUCCAACAAACGCUGCGCAAUCAUCGGCACCGGCGCCUCGGGCGUCCAAAUCACACAAGCAUGGGGCCCCGUCGCAGGGGAUCUCAAAGUCUUCCAGCGCACCCCGAACCUCGCCGUACCCAUGCGCAAGCGCGCUCUCACCAUCGAAGAACAAGAACGCAUUAAACCGUACUACCCCGAGCUCUUCCGGUACCGCGAGACCAGUUUCGCGGGGUUCAUGUAUGACUGGCACGAGAAGAACACCUUUGACGAUUCCCCCGAGGAACGGGACGCGUUCUAUGAAUCGGUCUGGAAGGACGGCGGGUUCCGGUACUGGGUUGCCGUGUACAAGGACAAUCUGUUCAACCCGGAGGCGAAUAAAGAGUCGUACAAGUUCUGGGCGAAGAAGACGCGUGCGCGCAUUGGGGAUCCGAAACUGCGUGAGCAGUUGGCGCCGUGGGAGAUGCCGCAUUAUUUUGGCAUUAAGCGGCCGUGUCUGGAAUUGAACUACUACGAGCAGUUUAAUCGCGAGAAUGUGCAUCUCGUGGAUAUCAAGGAGAAUCCGAUUAAGGAGUUUACGGAGACGGGCAUUCUGUUGCAGGAUGGGAGCCAUCAUGAGCUUGAUGUUGUUGCUGUUGCGACGGGGUUUGACGUCGUCACUGGUGUAAUGACCCAACUCGGUCUGAAGAGCAUCGACGGCGCAGAGCUCGAGAAGGAAUGGAUCCCAGGCGCAAAGACAUACCUGGGCACAACCGUCAGCGGAUAUCCCAACAUGUUCCACAUCUACGGUCCGCACGGUCCAACGCUGCUCAGUAACGGUCCCACUUCAGUUGCCGUACAGGGCCGCUGGAUCGCCGACACGAUUUCCAAGAUCGAGGCGAACGGGGUCAAGUAUAUCAACCCUAAACUCGAGGCCGCGGAUAAGUGGAAGAAACACGUUGUGGAGCUGAAUGACCGCACGCUGUUCCCGACUACCAGGUCUACCUAUAUGGGUGGGAGUAUCCCAGGGAAGGUGUAUGAGCCGGUGUGCUAUUCUGGUGGGAUUCCGGCGUAUGCAGUUGAGAUUCGGAAGGCGCUGGAUAGCUGGGAGGAGGGAUUCGAUGUUGUCAAGUCUUGA
Messenger RNA from Aspergillus puulaauensis, 1707 nucleotides. Its product is annotated as flavin-containing monooxygenase. The record is from RefSeq and is a predicted model, not a curated record. The transcript is spliced from 4 exons. The coding region runs from base 1 to 1707 and encodes 568 amino acids. Lineage: Eukaryota; Fungi; Ascomycota; Eurotiomycetes; Eurotiales; Aspergillaceae. Gene Ontology annotation, molecular function: flavin adenine dinucleotide binding; NADP binding; N,N-dimethylaniline monooxygenase activity.